This is a messenger RNA of Saxophila tyrrhenica, 1392 nucleotides long. RefSeq names its product glutamate-5-semialdehyde dehydrogenase (gene PRO2). Lineage: Eukaryota; Fungi; Ascomycota; Dothideomycetes; Mycosphaerellales; Extremaceae. The transcript has 2 exons. The coding region runs from base 1 to 1392 and encodes 463 amino acids. The record is from RefSeq and is a predicted model, not a curated record. Gene Ontology annotation, molecular function: glutamate-5-semialdehyde dehydrogenase (NADP+) activity; NADP binding.
AUGUCAUUGACCAACGCAUCUCCAGAACAGGCGGCCCGGGCAGCCAAGGCGUCUUCCAGGAGACUGGCAACGUUGCCCACCGCCGCGAGAAAUGCAGCGCUAGAUGCUGUCCACGAUGCCUUGUCUGACGCAAGAGAGUCGAUACUUGCCGCCAAUGCCAAAGACUUGGAGCUGGCAAAGAAGUCUGCGGCGGAUGGUCAGCUGAGUCCUAGUAUUCUGAAGCGUCUGGACUUGGGUAGGAAGGGGAAGUACGACGACAUGCUGAAGGGCAUCCAAGACGUGAAAGGCCUCGAGGAUCCAGACACCCUGCUGAUGUCCUCAGUCGGCAGGGUGGACUUACGAACGGAGCUUGACGAUGGCCUGAUCCUACAGCGACAGUCAUGUCCAAUCGGCGUGCUACUCAUCAUCUUCGAGGCUCGUCCUGAAGUCAUUGCGAAUAUCGCCUCCCUCGCCAUCAAGUCGGCGAACGCAGCGAUCUUGAAGGGCGGCAAAGAGUCGACCGAAUCUUUCAAAGCCAUUGCCACCGUCAUAUCCAAAGCUCUGGAUAAGACGGACGUACCCAAUGAUUCGAUCCAGCUAGUGACGACAAGGGACGCAGUUGAUCCGCUUCUUGAACUGAGUCAGUACAUCGACCUUGUCAUUCCUCGCGGCUCGAACGACCUCGUGCGACACUGUCAACGGAAAGCACACAUGCCAGUCAUGGGCCACGCAGACGGUCUUUGCAGCAUGUACAUUCACUCCAAUGCCGACAAGGCAAUGGCCAAGAACGUCAUUGUCGAUUCAAAAUGCGACUACCCGGCCGCGUGCAAUGCGCUCGAGACAUUGCUCGUACACGAGGAUGUGCUUGAGUCAGUGCUGCCCGACGUCGCAUCAGCUUUGAUUGCCCAAGGGGUGGCACUCCGCUGCGACGAACAAUCGCGGACCGUACUCUCGAAACACCUUCCACAAGACCAAGCAGUCCUCCUACAAAACGCCUCCGACGCCGACUACGAUACCGAAUUCCUAGACCUCAUCCUCGCCAUCCGCACCAUCAAAUCCACACCCCAAACCCCCUUCUCCUCCGUCGACGCCGCAAUCGACCACAUCAACACCCACGGCUCGCACCACACCGACGGCAUCCUCACAGCCUCGCAAGAGGUGGCGGACCGCUUCUACAGCGCCGUCGACUCCGCGUGCAAGUUCUGGAAUUGCAGUACCCGCUUCUGUGACGGCAUGCGCUUCGGCUUCGGGACGGAAGUCGGCAUUAGCACCAACAAGGUGCACGCAAGGGGACCCGUCGGGUUGGAAGGGCUGAUGAUACAUGAGUACAGGCUUUCGGGUAACGGGCAGGGGGCGGCGAUGUAUGGGGGUGCGAAUGGCCGACAGUACAAGCAUAGGAAGUUGUCUGUAUAG